Molecule: messenger RNA, 4765 nt
Organism: Phyllotreta striolata
Lineage: Eukaryota; Metazoa; Arthropoda; Insecta; Coleoptera; Chrysomelidae
Source: the annotation of a GenBank genome assembly
AUGGGGGUACCGAAAUUCUUCAGGUACAUUAGCGAAAGAUACCCCUGCUUGAGCGAAGUCGUAAAAGACUACCAGAUUCCCGAAUUCGACCACUUGUAUUUGGACAUGAACGGAAUCAUUCACAACUGCUCGCAUCCCAACGACGACGACCCGCACUUCCGCAUCUCCGAAGAAACCAUCUUCCAAGACAUAUUCCACUACAUCGAAGUGCUGUUUCGAUUGAUCAAGCCCCAGAAGCUGUUCUUCAUGGCCAUCGACGGGGUAGCUCCCCGAGCUAAAAUGAACCAACAGCGGGGUAGGAGAUUCCGAUCCGCCGCCGAUGCCGCUAAAGCCGAAGCCGAGGCCAUCAAAAAGGGCGAGAAGCUUCCCGACGAGGCCAGGUUCGAUUCGAAUUGCAUUACUCCUGGAACGGUGUUUAUGGCUAGAUUGCACGAGCAGCUCAAAUAUUUUAUCGUCGAUAAGAUAUCGAACGAUCCUCUGUGGCAAAACUGCAAAGUAAUUUUAUCGGGACAUGAGACGCCUGGGGAAGGGGAACAUAAAAUUAUGGAUUACAUUAGGUAUUUGAGAGCACAAACUGGUUAUGAUCCCAAUACAAGGCACUGUCUUUACGGUCUUGAUGCUGAUCUGAUCAUGCUGGGGUUGUGUACUCACGAGCCACACUUCAGUUUACUUAGAGAAGAAGUAAAAUUUGGCAGGAAAGAUAAUAAAAGGAUAACAGUUCCCGAGGAAAUAACGUUUUUCUUACUACACUUAUCCUUACUAAGAGACUAUUUGGAACUGGAAUUCAGUCCUAUUAGAUAUCAAUUGAAAUUGUUCGAUUACGAUUUAGAGAAACUAAUCGAUGAUUGGGUUCUAAUGGGAUUUCUAGUGGGCAAUGAUUUCAUUCCUCAUCUACCCAACUUGCACAUAGCCGAAGGAGCGUUGCCGCUUCUCUACAAGACCUACAUGGAAGUGCUACCCACGUUGGACGGCUACAUCAACGAAGGCGGAAAGCUGAAUUUGACGAGGUUCGAAAUGUACAUGCGGAAGCUCGGGGAACAAGACAUGGUGAAUUUCGAAAUGAUUCAAGACGAUAUGAUGUAUUUGGAAUCGAAGAGGGGAGAUAAAUUUGAUGAAUUAGAUUGUCUUGGAGAUUGGGAAGAGGGACUCGGUGACGAUGGUUUACCAAUCGGAGAAUCUCCUGAACCGGAACCGGUCAGAGAUAGCGGGUUGGAAGCUUUAUUGAGAUCAGUUGAUGAAUUUGUGAACAAUUCCGAGUUUGCGAAUUUCAAAAGCGAUUAUUAUAAAGAAAAAUUAGAGUACGCAAACGUGACCGAGGAGGUUUUAAAGGACCAAGCAGUAGGCUUCGUCAGAGCCAUUCAAUGGAAUUUGAACUAUUAUUAUAACGGUUGUUGCUCAUGGUCGUGGUUUUACCCGCACCAUUAUUCACCCUAUAUCUCCGAUAUAAAGGGAUUUACCGAUUCGAAAAUCGAAUUCGACAUGGGCAAACCCUUUCACCCCUUCGAGCAACUUCUCGCCGUCCUUCCUGCUGCUAGUAAAGAAUUACUACCGGAAUGUUAUCACGAUUUAAUGACCGACGAACAUUCCAAAAUUAUCGAUUAUUAUCCUCAAGAUUUCGAGUGCGAUUUGAAUGGCAAAAAGCAAGCUUGGGAGGCUGUAGUAAAAAUCCCUUUCAUCGAUGAGAAACUCCUUUUGAACGCUAUGAGUACUUGUAAUGACAAUCUCACCGAGGACGAGAAGCAGCGCAACAGCCACGGGCCGAUGUUGGUGUACUCGUACACGUCCAAAAACAACGGGAUUUAUCCAGCGCCCUGCUACUUCCCGGAAGUCCUGAACAACCACACCGAAGUCAAAACGUUGACCUACAAAGAAGUUCUGGUGCCCGAAGCGAAAUUGAUUAAAGGCGCUUAUCCCGGCGCCCAUAUGAACGUUUAUUACCCGGGCUUUCCCACCAUGAAGCACCUACAAUAUAAGGGCGAGGUGCAAAUGGCGCACGUGAAAGUGUUCGAACAACCGAGCAGAAACGAGAGCAUGAUGUUGCAUAUUAUACCGGAAUCCAAAUUUGCCGGGGAUUUGAUACCCGUCGAUUUGUUGGGGUCUAGCGUGUUCGUCGGGUGGCCUCAUCUUACUGAAGCUAUUGUGGUGGCCAUUUCGAACAGACGUAAAAAAUUCCUGAGCCAAGGAGGGCCGAACCAGUACAACGUCCACGAACUCAAAGACGGGGAAAUGAGAGAAUUCGACAUGAGCAUCAGCGGCAUCAAUGAACACAACAAAAACCGCUUGGGAAUACUGUUCGGCGAUAUAAAAGUGUUGGUGUACGUGCGACAAUUGAUUGGGAAAAAGUUCGUUUGCAAUUCGAAAGGAAAGCUCGAACUCCAGAAGCAGUACGCUCCGAACGUGUCGAGCCACCCGUUGCAGAGCAUCGUCUACGACAUCAAAGCCUACGAUCCGCUGAAAAACGUGUCGAAGAACGUGGAGAUCGUGUUUCCCAAGAACGCCAUGUGCUUCACGUUGGCCAAUCCGUUCUACGGUUCCCAGGCUGCGGUUUUAGAUGCCGCGCAAGUGGCUACGAACGGACGAAUCAAAGUGUCCAUAUCGGUGUUGAAGGAGCCCGAUUUAUCGGCGAUUAAAAAAAUGUUCGAUAACGUCAGCAAAAAGUACAAACCGGCUCAUUAUUUCGCCAGCUCGCUAGGCAUGUCUAACAAUCUGUUUUCUAAAAUAACCGGAGCCAUUUACGUGAGCGACACGGGCGACGGGAAACGCGUGAACAUCGGCCUGGACUUGAAGUGGAACAAGAAGAAUAAGGAAACUCCCGGUUACACCAGGAAAUUCAACAACGUUUGGUUGUACACCGACAAAACCGCUGAAAUAGUCGACGAAUACGCCGAUAAAUUCCCCGAAGUGUUGGAGUUUUUGAGCAAGAAUCACAACGAUGAGAUGACUGUGGAUAAAGUGUUUCCCGAGGAUAGUCACGAAAAAUUGGUGGAAAUAAGGAAAUGGUUGAAAUCCUUACCGACCGAAGAUGUCGAAAAAACACCAUGCAACAGCAUCAAUUUAGAUCCAGACGCCAUAGCGGAAUUGGAAAAAAUAGUCGAUUCCUUCGACAACUCCGAAGUCAAGAAGGUCACCAUGCAAAUUAAACCCACCUUUUUAUAUAGACCCGAAAUUCAGUGCGGCACCCUGGAGCCCGAUCCGAAGGCCAAAACCGAAAUCCUAGACAGAGUGGUCAACGUACGACCGGGCUAUACAGUCCCAUUCGGCCACAAAGGCACCGUAACGGCCAUCAGACAAACCACGGCCUCCGAAAGAGACACCGUCUACGAGGUAGUCUUCGACAAACAAUUCAAGAACGGAUUGAAGCUGAAUUGCUCCGACAAAAGAGGCUACAUGCUGCCCAAGCACGCGUUCGUCAACAUUUCCUACGGCAAGCGAUGCGAAAUAGAGAAGAUCGGAAAUACGGACGAAUUGAUGGCGAAAGCGGAGGCGUUUAACGGCGGACAGAACGGCAAGGAAAGCGGCAAUUUGGGCAGUCUGAUCCGGCCGCAGCCGUCGUUCCAGCAGCCCUGGUACGCUGCUCAAAGGCCGCUGGGGCCCCAGUCGCAGCAGGCGCUGAACCAGGCCAGUUCGGCGUUCGCGCAUUUCGCCUCGCCGAACUUCGCUCGGCCCGAGGCGAACGACGAGCAAGGGCUCGCCGAUGGCCAGCAGAAUCGCGAUAAGAUUAUACUCAAACGCGACAGGAGCGCCGCGCAAAAUAAAAACGCCGGUUGGAAGAAGCUGGACGAGAAGGACGUUCGGGAAUUUUUCAGUGGUAAAGAUGAUAAGGCUUUGGAGAAGCCCGCUGUGGUGGAUAAUAGAGAAAAAUCGGCUCAGAAAAAUAAGGAGUCGGUUGAGAAGCAACUGCCAGGCAAUUGGCGAGAGCAGUCCGCUCAGAAUGCGGAGAAGGCGCAACCAAAACCGGAGGGGGAAAACGAAAAAUCCUAAUUGUUUCAUGCCGAACUUCGCGGGGAAGGACGCCGCGGAUCGAACACCUAGGGCAACAACAGUAGACACUAAUUUCCUAAGAAACAUGCUGGGCAUAGGUAAUCCGCCUGCCAAUUCCCAACCUAAAGCAACCAAACCCGGUAACAAGCAGGAAACUAUCUCCUGCAACGUUUCGUUUGAUAUGUUAGCGCAAGUAGCCAAUGAACCGGCCACCGUUCGAUUACUCACCUAUUACCAGUCGAACAAUCUAGGUUUGCCGAGGUAUCAGUAUUUCCCAGUAAACAGGGGCGUAUGCGCCCAAAUCACCCUCAACAACGGAAAAAUCGUCAUGGGCGAACCGGCCAAAAAUCAGGAAGAGGCCAGCGAGAAGGUCGCCUACGUCGUUCUGAAGGAGCUGCUCAAAAACGGCAAAUCAGUCAAUCAGAUACACAAGGAAAACAUUCCAACGCCGCCGGUUAAUUGGGUGAAUCCCGAAAAGAGGGACAAACCGCAAUCGAAGGCGAAGCAAUACGCGAAGAUGGGUAACGGCAACGAAGUCUCGGCCACUUCGGUGUUAAACAAUUCUCUAGUGCCCUUGCAGGCUGUUAAGAGCCAUUUCAACAAAUCGACCGCUUCGCAAAAUAACGCAGCGAAAAACGAGAGUGAUAAAAAGCCUUCGAACUCGGCGGUUACGACCGAAAAGAUUAAAGAAACGACCGCGGUGAAUCAACCGAGUCAAAAUUCGCAAAAACCGAAGAAACAAAGGAAAGCGAGGAUUGCGGCCAAUUUUUCCGUCAAAAAAUAA